UUGUAACACCUUCCUAUAAAAGAGAUAUACCUAAUUUGGACAUAGCAACGGAAUUGUGUGAAUUGAUCGAUAUUCGAAGUGGAUACAUAAUGGGAAUACGGAGUCGUAAUACUCAUUUUCCACCGGAUUGGCGUUAG
Cetraspora pellucida is the source of this 137-nucleotide messenger RNA. NCBI's taxonomy places the organism in Eukaryota, Fungi, Glomeromycota, Glomeromycetes, Diversisporales, Gigasporaceae. The record is from the annotation of a GenBank genome assembly.